Messenger RNA from Capsaspora owczarzaki ATCC 30864, 6879 nucleotides. RefSeq names its product myosin IXA. Gene Ontology annotation, biological process: intracellular signal transduction. Gene Ontology annotation, molecular function: microfilament motor activity; protein binding; GTPase activator activity. The record is from RefSeq and is a predicted model, not a curated record. Bases 225 to 6731 code for a protein of 2168 amino acids. Gene Ontology annotation, cellular component: myosin complex. The transcript has 11 exons. NCBI's taxonomy places the organism in Eukaryota, Filasterea, Ministeriida, Capsasporidae.
UCAAUCUCAAUUCGCUUUGAAAGCUUUAACGCUUGAAACAAUCCACCACUUGACACCUUUUCGCCCCCUCCGUCCUACUCUCUCUCACUCAACACUCAGUUCUCCUACUCUUCUUCUCCCCCCCCCUAUUCACACGCAUUCUGUCACAAACAAGAAACAAACCACUCAUCUCUCGUCUGCUUGUCCCCCUGACUCUCUUUCUCUCUUUCACUUGCUUUUCGAAUAUGCGCGCCGUUUCAGACCCGGCUUUACCGUUAAGCCGCACGUGCACGCUCGUGCCUCGACAGUUUCUGCCGCAAAGCCCUCCGUCACCCCGAACUGGCCAGCCUCCUCCUCCUCCGCUCCGCAAAACGAAGAGCAUGCCUGCUGCAGCAGCUGCGUCCGCGGCCGCGGGAAGCACGGCGGCGAGCGGGCGAGUCAUCAUGACAGUCACGCCUGCGCCCACACCCACGCAGUCUUCGCUGCUCCUACCUGGCACGAUGCACACGCUGAGCGAAGAGCAGCUGGUCGCCCUCGAGGACUUGGUCAACCUGCCCGAGCUCGACGAAGGGUCCAUGCUCCAAACCCUCGCGGCUCGCUUCAAGCACGACAAGAUUUACACGUACGUCGGCUCCAUCCUCGUUGCCGUCAACCCCUUCCGCUUUCUGCCCAUCUACAACCCAAAGUACAUGCAAAUGUACAAGAACCGAAAGCUGGGCGAUCUCCCACCACACGUGUACGCCAUUGCGGACGACGCCUACCACAGCCUGCUGAAGAACAAGCAGAGUCAGUGCAUUGUGAUUAGCGGCGAGAGUGGCUCUGGCAAGACCGAGUCCACCAAGCUCAUCCUGCAGCACGUCACCUUCCUCAGCACCAAGGGCGGCAAUUCCAACGUGGAGAAUCAAAUCAUGGGUGCCGGCCCUUUGCUCGAGGCCUUUGGCAAUGCCAAAACCGUCCGCAACAACAACUCGAGUCGCUUUGGCAAGUUCAUCGAGCUCAAGUUUUCCCGAGCGGGCUCGGUCUCUGGCGGUCGCAUUGUCAAGUAUUUGCUCGAAAUGUCGCGCAUUGUCAGCCAAGCACCCAACGAGCGCAACUAUCACGUCUUUUACUACUUGCUUGCCGGCGCGCCCGCAGACGAGCGCAAGCUCUUGCGGCUAGCUGCCCCCGAAACAUUUGCCUACCUCAACCGAAGCAAGUGCUACACGUUGGACGAUGUGAAUGAGGUGGACGAGUAUCAUCGGCUGAAGCAAUCGAUGUCUGUUUUGAACUUUACCGACGACACUCAGCUGAACAUUUCCAAGUUGCUGGCUGCUGUGCUGCAUUUGGGCAACAUUCAGUUCAACUCGCCCGAGGGGUCAGACCAUGCCACUGUCGGCUCUCGUGAUGUCUUGGAUGUCGUGGCAGAGCUCUUGCAAGUGCAGCCCGCCGGCCUCAAUCAAGCGUUGACCUUCCGGACCACCAACACGCGCGGUGAAAAGUUUUUCACUCCGUACACGUUGCCCCAGGCCACAAGCUCGCGAGACGCACUCGCCAAAGCGCUCUACGGCAGCUUGUUUGAGUGGAUUGUGUCCGAGAUCAAUGGACAGAUUUUCAGCUCCAAGUCCACCUCCGAUGCCUUCCUGGGCAUCUUGGACAUUUUCGGAUUCGAAGACUUCCAGGUCAACUCGUUCGAACAAUUCUGCAUCAACUUUGCCAACGAACAGCUCCAGCAGUACUUUAAUCAGCACGUCUUCCGCCUCGAGCAGCGCGUGUACACCGAGGAGGGCAUUCCGUGGAGUGAUGUCCAGUUUGUCGACAACAUGGAUUGCUUGGAGCUCAUUUCAAAGCGUCCGACCGGCUUGUUGCCUUUGCUGGACGAGGAGACCAACUUUCCGCGUGCCACCGACUUUACCUUGCUGGAAAAGUACGACAAGCAGCACGCCAACCACACGCACUACGACAAGCCCACGCUCAAGCACACUUACUUUACGAUUGCGCACUAUGCUGGCCAUGUGCGCUACGAAAUUGAGGGCUUUUUGGAGAAGAAUCGCGAUUUGCUGCGUGCAGACAUUGUUUCUGUGCUUCGCACCACGUCCUCGGACUUUUUGCGCAACGUCACUGGUCUGCACACUGCGGGAAAGCGUCUGUGGGCUCUCGCGCGACACACUGUGCUGACGGCGUACUGGCUACGCCGCGUCUGCGCCGCAUCAAGUUCUGGCACAGUUCAGCCCCGUCGUGCCGUCGACCGCCAACGCAGCAAUCAGCUGCUGGAUUUCUCAGGCCUCCCACCGCCCGGCUCCCCGACUGCAACCAGCGCCCCUGCGCUGCUGUCACCGACCACCGCGAGCCCGUCCUCUGGUCAAGGCUGGGCGAAAGCCAUCAGCGCUGUGAAAGCAGGAGCGAUGCGACCCGACAUGUCCCCGUCUGCCAGUUUUACAGCGUCUCCUGGCCGGUACACCCAAGCCUCUCUUCCAAAGGGCUUCUCGCUUGCGACUGCAGCUGCGGUUAACAGUGCCACAGCCAACGGUACCCCACCGUCUCGCGCGACAAUGGUGGCCGGUGGCGGCAACGCUUCCAUGGCAGCGCUCAACAUGAACCUGUCUGACGAGUCUGGCCCCCGUCGUGGAUCAUUCACACUCAGGUUCAACACGAUGCGUCCCAAGCCAGGCGUCUCGGGUGCCAUCAACCGUGGUGCCACCUCCCGUUCGCUCACGGUCGGCGGGCAGUUUGAAGCCUCUCUGACUGAUUUGCUGCAGACCUUGUCGUCGGCCAACCCUUACUUUGUUCGAUGCAUCAAGUCCAACUCGGACAAGAAGCCGCUCGUGUUUGACAGCGAAUUCGUGUUGCGCCAGCUGCGCUACUCUGGCGUGCUCGAAACCAUCCGCAUCCGUCGUGCAGGCUACUCGUUCCGAUACACGUUCGCCGAAUUCUUUACACGCUUCCACGUGCUGAUGACGAAAAUCCAGAUCAAGCGUCCCGAUACGCGGGUUGCCAUCUACGAAUUCUUGACGAGCACGGUUCCGACGCAGUAUCAGGCCCUGCAUCUCCAGCAGCUGCUCAGCAUGCAGGACGAGCCGGGGCAGCUUUCGCCGCCUCGGAUGCGCGCAUCGAACAGUUCAACGGCAUUGAACACGAUUGGAUCAGCGCCCUCGUCUCCAGCCACCAAUGCACCCGUUUCGCGAAAGGCUGCCGCCCUCCUCGGUCUGCCCUCUUCUGAGCUUUCCGGCUCUUCCACCAACCUCAACAAGGCGUUGUCCACCAGCACAGGCUCGCUCUCGCCCUCCAUUGCCUCGGCGAACGUUGCCAAGGCGUCGAAUCGCAUCAGCAUGCUCCUGCCAAAGUCUGUCUCCAUUGACGAGCUCACUCAGUUUGGCACGUCGUCGUCCGAGCCGGUUGGUCCGCUCUUCCAAGUGGGUAGCUCCAAGGUCUUCCUGAAGGAAAACCACCAUGUGAUUUUGCAGCGCAUGGUUGGACUGCGCCUCGAUCAAGUGGUGCGCGACAUUCAGCGUUGGUACUUUGCUGCUGUCUUCCGGCGCGCCUUCCUGCAAAAGCGCAAAGCUGCCGUCCUCUUUCAGCGGCUGUGGCGUGGACGGCUGGCGCGGGUGCGCGUUUACAAGCUGCGAGUUCGAACCCAAGCCACCAUCCACAUCCAGACCUGGUGGCGCGCAUACCGUGCGCGCUCCCGAUACGCGGCGACUCGCCGCAAUGUGGUCUCCGUGCAAACCAUUGUGCGUGGCUACAUUGCGCGCAAAAACUUUCGCAAUUUGCUGCGCAAUCUGAACGGCCAGAAGGAGAGCGACGCUGCCAUCUCUGCGUUUGACUUUUUGGAUGUGCUGGACGAACCUGCUGACGACGGUUCUGACGACACUGUUUCGCCUCUGAGCGCUUCGUCACCCGCCGCUGCGACUCACACAAAGCCUGCACUGCACCCAGUGUCGGUGUUGAGCAGCGAAAGUGGCGUUUCCUUGGGGCGAUCGCCGUCCGCCUUGACAUCAAAGCCGGGCGACCGCUCUUCGCGUGUUUUGAUACCAAACCCAUUGAUGCUGAUCAAGUCCGAGGCCAGCUCGACCGCCUCAUUUGAGAAUGUGACGGUGGUGACUGCGUCCUCCGUCGCUGCUGUUAACACUGCGCAACUGAUUCGUUCCCCGACGUCACCCCAAGCGAUGCGCGCCCGUGCUCCCACGCAAAUUGCACGCCUGACAACCGUGACUACCAGCAACGCAAGCACUGCGGUCAAGGUGGAGAAGCCCAUCAUCCGCGCAGUUUCGGGACUGCAGUCGCCGACCAGUGCGCCUUCGUCGCCACCGUCAGCCUCUGCGCCUUCGUCCCCUGUGCUCUCGCGUGCUGCCGCGUCUCCAUCGCCGCAGCCAAUCAAAUCAACGGGCAGCUCGUCCUCCCUGACCUCGUCCGAGACGAUUGUGGCACCCAAGGCAACGGCUGUGGCCGCUCCCGCCUCUCCAAGCACGCCUCGGCGCCGCUCGUCGGGCGCAAAGGAGAAUCAGGUGAUUGAGCUGCAAGGCGCGACCAAGACUUCGCAAACUGCUGCGCUGUCGAGCUUGGCCGCCCUGAACAAGCCCGCCGGCACGCACGUGUUUUCCAGCACGACCGUCAAGACUCUGACCCUCUGCUCUGGAUGCCAUCUGCCGCUCAAGGGAUUCUACAAGCAAGGACUGCGAUGCAAGGUGUGCAACCUGUUCUGCCACAAGGGCUGUCAGCUGAGCAUGGCUGCAUGCAAGCCUCCAGCGUCCACCGAAUACAAGGAUUUGCUCGUUCCCGACGUGACCAUCUCCAGCACCGCCGAGCUCCAGCUGUACACCGACUUUAUGGCUGCCAAGAUCCAGGCAACCAAGCGCCCACCGUUUGCUCGUGCCAAGUACACCCACCAAGACGGCGUGUAUCACCGCGCUCUCUCCGAGUUCCACGCCAGCUUCCUCGGUCUCACAUCCGCCUCGUCGAACACGGCCACAGUUGUAAACACUGUCCGCAUGCUUCGGGCCUUCGAGCCGAUUAUCAGAGCAGUCACUGAGGGCGGUACGGGGGAUACAGACCAUCGUGCUCGUGUCGCGGACGCCAAGACCGUCGCCCUGAUUGGCAAUUGCAUGAACCGCUUCCGCGUUCUCCUCGUCGAGCUGGCCGCCGAAAUUUCGCAGUCGCGCAAGCGUGCCGAAAAGCUCGCGCAGGCUCCACCAGCAGCCGUCUCAUCGGCGCCCGGUGCGGCCGUCAGUGCUACUGCAGCUGUUGCCUCUCAUGACGGACCAGCCAAGACUGCUGACUCUGCAGCUCCAGCCCUCGCUGUGGCACCGGCCCCUGUCUCCAUUCCCAAAAUUGAGGUGGUCAAGGCGGCGGAACUCCCCAUCAAACCUUCUCCAGCCCCUUCGGCGUUGCCUCGUCGCGAGUCCGUCAAAGAAACCAAGCCCCGUAGCGGCUCGUCCGUGGCUGCCGCUCUCGCUACAAGUCUGGACGAUCGCAAGAAGCAGCUCUUGCUUCCUGGUCGCAGCAAGCCCAAUCGCAAGUUUGUCGAGCAAGGUGGACAUCGCUUCGCCGUCAACCACAACAUGCUUCGAGGCGGCACGUCCUGCGAGUACUGCAACCAGUCCAUCUGGGCGGUGGAGAAGGUUUACGUCUGUGAGGACUGCAAGUUCACCUGCCAUCCAAAGUGCGCUGUUCGCGUCGUGCUUCCUUGCUCCCGCUCGGCGAGCAACUCGUUCUCCGAGUCAUCGCGCCCCGCGUCGAUGCUCAGCCCGAGCACACGCUCCUCCAUGGUUGGACCCAGCACUCCUGGCGUAGUCUUUGGCGCCAGUCUGGAGGCACAGUUGGCGUCGUCCUCGCUGGAUGUUCCAGCCGUUGUAGAAGCGUGCGUCAUGGCUCUUGAACGCAAGGGUCUCUUCACCGACGGCUUGUACCGUGUCUCUGCCAGUGUCAACAUUAUUCGAGCUGUUCGAGCACAGUUGGAGAAAGAACCACAUCGCACCGAGGAAAUCAUUGAAGCUGCCGACGUUCAUGUCGUUGCAGGCCUGCUCAAGAUGUGGCUGCGUGAAUUGCCCGAGCCUCUAUUGACGUUCGACCUUUACGACGACUUUUUGCGCUUGACCGAAAUCACAAGCCCGAACGAGCAACAGUCGGCCCUUUUGAACAACGUCGGCCGUCUCCCGCAAGAAAACUACAACACAUUCGAGCUGCUUGUGUUCCACCUUGCUCGAUUGGCACAACAUGUGAGCUACAACCGCAUGACGACGGGAAAUCUGGGUAUUGUGUUUGGCCCUACGCUUCUGCGACCUCCGUCGCACGUCUCGGUGGUGGACAGCCUGGCUGAUGUCUCCAAGCAGUCCAAAGCGAUCGAGAUGAUUGUCGAGUACCAGGUGCACAAGCUGCAAAAGAUUUAUGCAGACCUCUCUGCUGUAGAAUCGGCAGUGCUGUUUGGUAUCGAGUCUCUCGACAAGCUGAACGCCAUCCAGGCCGAGCAGCAACAGAACAGUCGUCUGCGCGAUCUCGUCAAGGAGAUUUCGCGUCAGAUUGCAACGCUCGAGAACGAAAAGCUGCGCUUGACGGCCGAGCUUCGUGGCUUUCAGCCCUACGAACAGAGCGAGCUUUUGCGCAGGCCCGCAGCGAUCUGGGACAAGUACAUUGACAUGGCGACUGACUUGUCGUUGCCCGCCAUUUCUUCCCGCCUCGAUCACGCCGUCAAGCAGCGGCCCAAGGGUCCGGCGAACAAGAAGCCGCCGAAGAGCCGAAAUCCUGCCCAACGUAUCGCCGUUGCCGAUGGUACCGAAUGAGCGCAGCACGUUCGCCAUGUGCGCGUUUUGGUUUGUAAUGUUUGCGAGUUUUGUUUUUGUUGUUGUUGUUGUUUUCAUGAUUACUCUCUCUCUCUCUCGGUUACCCCAUUUUUGUAAAUUAAUGCACAAUUUUGAUCGUUGUAUACAA